This is a messenger RNA of Tachyglossus aculeatus (Australian echidna), 1121 nucleotides long. It is a transcript of the gene ZDHHC19, whose product is annotated as zinc finger DHHC-type palmitoyltransferase 19. Gene Ontology annotation, cellular component: Golgi apparatus; endoplasmic reticulum. The record is from RefSeq and is a predicted model, not a curated record. The transcript is spliced from 8 exons. Gene Ontology annotation, biological process: protein targeting to membrane; peptidyl-L-cysteine S-palmitoylation. Lineage: Eukaryota; Metazoa; Chordata; Mammalia; Monotremata; Tachyglossidae. Gene Ontology annotation, molecular function: protein-cysteine S-palmitoyltransferase activity. The coding region runs from base 43 to 1101 and encodes 352 amino acids.
GGGGCCGGAGUUUGACGGUUCCCUAGGGGCGGGUGUGUGGCCAUGCCUCCGGGCCCGUCGCCCCGGCCCUGGGCCCUGCCCAGCUUAUUCGCCGCCAUCAACGUGGCACUACUGGUCAGCCUCAGCGGCCUCUUCUUCUCCUUCCCUUGCAGGUGGCUGGUGCAACAGGGCCACUGGGUAUUUCCAGUCCUGACUGGGACCCUAUUUGUCCCCACUCUGGUCAGCCUGGUCCUCCUCAACUUCUCCGACCCUGGAACCCUCCAUCGGGGCACCGAAUGGCAGUGCCCACGGGAAGUGCGGGUGAUGUGGGUGAACAGGACGGCCUUCCGCCUGCAGUGGUGUCCAAAGUGCUGUUACCACCGGCCUCCGCGCACCAUCCACUGCCCUACCUGUAACAUCUGUGUGGAGGACUUCGAUCACCACUGCAAGUGGGUGAACAACUGCGUCGGCCACCGCAACUUCCGCUGCUUCCUGCUGCUGGUGUGGUCGCUCAGCCUGUACACCGGCGCUGUGCUGGCCUCCUGCCUGGCCUUUUUCGUGUACAGCUAUCACCGGCCUUUCUCCGUGGACAAGUUCUGCGCCGUGGUGGUAUCGGUCCCAGCGGCGAUCUUCCUGGUGCCAUUGCUGCUGCUCCUGGGUCUGCAGGCCCUGUCGGUCAGCGCGGCCGAGCGGUCCUUCGAGAGCAAGUGCCAUUACCUGCGGAACUACAACCCCUUCAACCAGGGCUGCCUCCUCAAUUGGUAUUUGGCCCUUUGUGCGCCACUGGGACCCAAGUACAUGGCCGAGGCUGUCCAGCUGCAGAGGGUGUUGGGCCCUGACUGGACUGGGGUGCCUGACCACCCCUGGGCCCGCUGGCAAGCAAACCCCGAUGUCUUCCCGCAGCCUCUGUGGAGGCUGGAGAGGGAGUCUCUGGGCAGAGGGGAGGCAGCCGCUCUUCAGGAGGUGUCCGAUGUCCUGCCCCAGCCGAAGGAGACCCCAAGAUGGGGCCUGUCCCCCAGCCCGAACCCGCAUGCCGGGCCCAGGCAAGGACCCCAGCUGGAUCCCAUCUCCUGCCCAGAACCCCCCAGGCCUCCUGCCCGUGGGAGUGAUGGACUCCCUUAGUCAUCAUUAAAUCACCUUCA